Molecule: messenger RNA, 360 nt
Organism: Magnolia sinica
Lineage: Eukaryota; Viridiplantae; Streptophyta; Magnoliopsida; Magnoliales; Magnoliaceae
Product: phytolongin Phyl1.1-like
Exons: 1
Coding region: 1-360 (119 amino acids)
Cellular component (GO): membrane
Source: RefSeq, a predicted model, not a curated record
AUGGGUUCCAUUCAAAACAUAGUUUAUUAUUGCUGUGUUGCCAAGGGAAACAGGGUUCUUUACACUUACAAUGGAGGAGAUCAAGAAAUCGAGGCACUGGUUGCAGUUUGCUUAGAGAGAACCCCAGCUUUUCACAUCUGGUAUUUCGAAACGGUCGGGCAAAGGACUUAUGAAUUUCUAAUGGAAGAUGGGUAUGUUUAUUUCACAAUUGUAGAUAAAGUUCUUGGAAAUGCAGGGGUCCUCCGGUUUCUUGAACAUGUUAGGGAUGGGUUUAAGAAGGUGGUGAAGAAUAGUUCGAGGAGUAAUUUAGCUGGUUCGAACCCCAUCUGCAUAGAAGAACAACUGGUGCCCAUCAUCUGA